GGAGGUCUUCGAAAUUUCUGGGCCUUUCUGUCCUCUUCUCGCCAGCUGUAUUUGUCUACGUUCGAGACUGUGGCAAGAAAUGGCAGCAGGGAGAAUGAGGUGGAGGUACACGCUUGAUGUCGCUUCUCUGGAAUGAGCUGAUAAGAGGUGAAUGGCUCUGGUGGAAAGAGUGAUGAAACGUUUGCACGCGGUGAUGUAGUCGGCCGUUGCAAGACGUUUGUGAACCUGCGAAGCAAUGGGAGGUGAAUCCUCUAUUGCAUCAUGUAGAAAGGUGUUCUGAUGUAUGAUAAGAAGAAUGUAGAAUAACAAUCUGACUUACGAAGAAAAUGCCCCCAUAUAAAAGAAAGCUCAUCCAUUUGGGUGAAGAUCAUGGAGGCUGCCCUUCAAAGAAAAGGAAAGUGCUUGAUUCUUCUCCGUAUGACACUCUGCAUGGUUCCCCCAUGUUCUUGCCCUCUUGCUCAAAAAGCAUUUCUGCUGAAUACACAGAAUUUAAUUCCCCUUCAAAUAUCAGUCCUGUAUUGUACAGGGGUGAGACAGAAAGCUCAACUGAGGCCAAUAAGAUGUCUGAUGCUUAUAGGGACGGGGGACAGCGUUCCAGUGUAUCAGCGGAAGUUGUAUUAUGUACAGACAUUUCAUUGUCACAGUUUAGUAGCUCUGGAAGUAGAUUUACACUUGAAGAAUAUUCAUCUACUUCAAGCAAUGAUGUAACUGAUGAUAAUAUCCUUAAUGAUGCAAUGAUUCUUGAACAGACUAUAGAAGACAGUAGUGAUUCAGCAUCUGGCAUAGAGGUAGUUCAAGCUAAGACUAACAUAUUACCUUAUUCCACUUUAAACUGUUACUCCAACAUAGCUCUACAUUCCUUAGUAUCACCAGACACUGUAUCACUGUCAAACAUAAAUGAAAGUACAAUAGAUAUCUCUGGAAGCAAUUUAAAUAAGGCUAUGAACAUUGAGAAAAACAUUUUUGAGAAAACUGAUAGGUCUUUGCAUGCAGGGGAGAACUCAUUGAUUAAAACUAAUAGUGUACAGAAAAAGGCUUUGACAAGUAUCAGGCAGCAUGAAGCUCAACCAAAGGAAGGAAGAAUCUGCAAGAACAGUCUUGCCCUGAAGAAAGAAGAUUACAAUAUAGGAUACAGAGAAGAUCAAGAAAUUCCUUUUAAAUGGAUGCUGUGCAACAGGAACUUCUGGGAAAAGGUUCCUCUGGACAAUAUUUUCAAUAGAUUACCAAAAGGUGAUGAAGGAGUUCAUAUCAUUAUGGAAGACAUUGUGAAGAUGAAUACUGGAACCAUUUUUACAGAAAUUACUUCAAAUUGCCUCAUGGACUUAACAGAUCUAGUAUCCAUCAUCAGAAAAAUCAUCCAGCAAUGGAAAAAACUCUCUCUGCCACACCUAGCUAACCACUUCUGUGAGCAGCCCAAGAAGAGAGCUGGCUGCAGGGAUUACACUUCUCCAGAUAAAUGUGUCUUCAAGUCCCAUGAUAUCCUCCAGCUGAUGUCCUGUGCUCCUCCUGCAGGCAAAGAUGUAGGUUUACCUGGCACACCCACAUCAGAGGAAGAACUUCUGAAGCAGGAGGUGGGAAAAAUGCCCCAGGACACAGAUGCAAAGGGAAGCCUUAUUCCAUUAGGAUGGCAGCAAGUUUAUGCUUUACUCAUUACUGUGUUGAUGAAAGUUGUCCCUUUUGAGCUCUGGGGUUCAUCACAUAACCAGAAAAUUAUGUUCAAGGCUGUGAAGACAGUCAUCAAGUUGGGCUGCCAUGACAAACUCUUUCUUGGUCAUGUGAUUAGAGGUGUCAAGCACAAACACUUUAGAUGGGCUCUGAGGCUGAGAAGAUUCUGCCACUACACCUACGUCAUUGCCAAGGUCUGGCUUUGGAUCCUCAGAAGACUGAUUAUGACUGUUAUCCAUGCCCUUUUUUAUGUUACUGAAACAGCAGUGCGACGUAAUCAGUUAUUAUUUUUUCGAAAGCGCGUUUGGCAGUGUGUUCACAACAAAGGGAUCAGUAAUUUACUCCAAAGCAAUUUUUGCAGUAUGCUUUCACAUUCUGAGGCACGAGCAUUAAAAGUUGAGCAUGGGAACAUUUGUAAAGGAGCCAAAAUUAUGAAGUGCAUUCCAUGUCUUCGAUUUCUACCUAAAGCCCAUGGAGUAAGGCCAAUUAUUCCUGCUGGUAUGGCUGGACUCUCAAGAAUAACAGCACUGCACUGUCGUCUUCUGCUCAGAGAAAUGAUAAAGGUUUAUGAAUGUGGGAGUUGGAGAGUGAGAGCUCUGUCAGCUUUACAUAGUGCUUGGGCCAAUUAUUUUAAAAGAGUUUAUUUGACAGGAGAGUCCAAACCAUUAUAUUUUGUAAGAGUGGAUGUGCAGGAUGCAUAUGGAUCUAUUAAUCAUGAAACUCUAAAGAUGUUGAUUCAGAAAGGCAUAUCUAACUUACCAUCCAUUUUAAAAUUUGGAUGCUAUUCUGCUCUUCAGUGUUCCAGCAAAGCUCCAUCACAGAAAUCCUACAUACUUCUUGACGAGACUGGCCAGCCUACAAGUCCACUUAUGAGGGGAGGGUAUCCUCUUGUCCAGUGUGGUGAGCCUAUAAAAGUACAUACAGGGCAGUUGACACCCUCUCUUAUGAAGACAGUAACACUCCAGAUAGCCAAAGUAACACAAAGGCAGUGUAUACGUGCAAAUCGUGGUGUUCCACAGGGAGGAUCUUUGUCUGGUGCCCUUUGUGAAUUGUAUUACUCUGCUAUGUGUGCUUUACAUCUAGUCAACUUUAAUAAAGAUGAUAGCAUAAUAUUACGUUCAGUGGAUGAUUUCUUGUAUGUGACUCCAUCUUCUAGUCAGGCCAGUGUAUUUCUCACUCGCAUGAGGAAAGGGUUUCCAGAUUUCAAUUGCUUUAUUAAUGAAAGAAAAACUCAACAUAACCUUCAGUCUGGCUGUGGACAAAGAGUUGUUUUUCGUGGAAUUGUCAUGUGCUCAGAGUCUCGUCAGAUUUUGGUAGAUGGUGCCUCCUUGUCAUCUGGCUUACCUCGAUACUCUCUUCGUCUGAAUAAGUACAAAUCUCCGGGGCAGUUAGUAGCUCUCCGAUUGCAGCAGGUGAGCUUAGCACGGCUGCCUCAGGUAGUAUUAGAUCCUACAUAUACAAAACCUACGGGAUUAAUUGCUAAUGUAUGGCGUGCUGGCUUUAUGGCAGGAGCACGCCUGAUUUCACUGAUAGCAGCUUUACUUGCACCACAGGGGCCAGUAAACACAGCUUUUAUAGCUCAGUCUGUUGCCAAAGUGGGGAGCAGUGUUUGCACAAGAGUUACAAAUACCUGGGCACAGGCAGGGAAAUCCUUGCCUUUUGUUAAGGAGGUAAUUAUUUUAGUUUAUGUAGGUGCUGUGUGUUCUAUCUUGAGAAUGCCUUAUAUUCCUACCUGGUCAAUGCUCUAUGCUCGCCUGAAGGGCUUUAUAAAGCGACUCUUGAUGUCUGUACCUGAGGAACAGUACCAUUAUCUUCCAAAAUUGCCUAAGCAUAUCCUUCGGGCAUGAAUUGUAUGCAACAUUUAUAGAGCACAGGCAUGUGAAUUGAAGUUGCUUACAGUGAUUUUAAUGUAAAUCAAAUUAACAUUGUUUUCUUAUAGAUCCAUACAUUGAGUGUUAAUAUCAAUGUUAUAGUAUUGUUAUGUCAUGUUAAUGUGUUUAUUUUAUAUUUAACUUAAUAUUGAUGUUCUGUAUCAAAUUAUUAGUUUUUGUACUUUUUUAAUUGUAUGUUUUGCAUUAUGUAAUUCCUUUCCUUCCUUUUUAAAUCUUGUCAAGUAAUUGAUUUUCAAUGAUAGUCUUUUUUUUAUUAUUGUAAACACUGUACAUUUGCUUUUAUUUGGCACAGUGCUCUCAAAGGUGUAGUAUGAAAAUUCUGCAUUCCAUUAUGCAUUCCAAAUGAAUAUGUAAUUUAAAAUUACCGUGACCAUUUGCUCUAUAUAAGAUCAAACAUUUUAUUUUGUUCUAAGUUUAUUUGUGUAUUGUUUUUUAUUUUUUAUUUAGAUUUAUCACUUUUAUCAAGCAUAUUACUUGUGAAUAUCAUCAUAAUUGAUGUAUGCAUUUUGGUUAAUGCUCAGUUAAAGCUCCUUUUUAUCAGUUUAUAUGUGAUAAACAUUUUUGUGUACUGUUUCCUUUAUAACUUCUGUGAUAAAAAAAUGCAGUCUUAAUA
This is a messenger RNA of Penaeus indicus, 4170 nucleotides long. Its product is annotated as telomerase reverse transcriptase-like. The record is from RefSeq and is a predicted model, not a curated record. Gene Ontology annotation, molecular function: telomerase RNA binding; telomeric repeat DNA binding. Lineage: Eukaryota; Metazoa; Arthropoda; Malacostraca; Decapoda; Penaeidae. The transcript is spliced from 4 exons. Bases 327 to 3512 code for a protein of 1061 amino acids. Gene Ontology annotation, cellular component: telomerase catalytic core complex. Gene Ontology annotation, biological process: telomere maintenance via telomerase.